Molecule: messenger RNA, 2820 nt
Organism: Equus quagga
Lineage: Eukaryota; Metazoa; Chordata; Mammalia; Perissodactyla; Equidae
Gene: MAPK8
Product: mitogen-activated protein kinase 8
Exons: 17
Coding region: 698-1981 (427 amino acids)
Biological process (GO): JNK cascade; protein phosphorylation
Cellular component (GO): nucleus; cytoplasm
Molecular function (GO): JUN kinase activity; ATP binding
Source: RefSeq, a predicted model, not a curated record
CGUCCCUGUUACUCAGCGGAGCGGCCGAGGCCGGACGACGCGGCCCGGAUCGCGGAGCCGCCGGCGACGCUGGGUAACGGCCGCGGCGACCGCCCGGACGGCGCCGGUCCCCGCCGGCGGGCUCUCCCGUCGCCGUUCGCCGCGCGGCCGGCCAACUGUUCUCCGUUAAAAAGACCUUUCCUUUGUCAACUGGGAUGAACUACAGUUCUUCCAAAAAAGAUGAGAGCUUCCAGUAUGGUAUCGCAUAGGAGUGGUGAGAGCAGACGUCCUUGCCUUGUUCCUGAGCUUAGAGGAAAAGUAUCCGGUUUCUCACCAUUAGAGUUUUCCAGAGGCCAUGUGACCUGACCUGUGAUGUGGCAAGAGUGAAUGCAGAAGCAUCUAAGAGAACCCAUCUGUCUGGAAUUAAGCCAGAUAUUUUCAGUUUUGUCAUUUUGACAUCACAACCACAAAUCAACUGGGAAAAGGCUUCAAAAAGAGGAAAAUUAAAAGUAUAAUCUCUAAGUAGCAACCAGGGACCUGGUCAAGGCACUCUCUUGCUCUCCAUUGUCCACUGGCUUCCAUCCUCCUCUAAGAAUUCAGCUCUCAGAAUCCAGUUCGUGAGCCUCUGUAUGAUCUGGCCCCGGGGCACAGCACAGUACCUGGCACAUGCUUCGUGGUGAAUUUUUGGAUGAAGCCAUUAAAUUAAUUGCUUGCCAUCAUGAGCAGAAGCAAACGUGACAGCAAUUUUUAUAGUGUAGAAAUUGGAGAUUCUACAUUCACAGUCCUGAAACGAUAUCAGAAUUUAAAGCCAAUAGGCUCAGGAGCUCAAGGAAUAGUAUGUGCAGCUUAUGAUGCCAUUCUUGAAAGAAAUGUUGCAAUCAAGAAGCUAAGCCGGCCAUUUCAGAAUCAGACUCAUGCUAAGCGGGCUUACAGAGAGCUAGUUCUUAUGAAAUGUGUUAAUCACAAAAAUAUAAUUGGCCUUUUGAAUGUUUUCACACCACAGAAGUCCCUAGAAGAAUUUCAGGAUGUUUACAUAGUCAUGGAGCUCAUGGAUGCAAAUCUUUGCCAAGUGAUUCAGAUGGAACUAGAUCAUGAAAGAAUGUCCUACCUUCUCUAUCAGAUGCUGUGUGGAAUCAAGCACCUUCACUCUGCUGGAAUUAUUCAUCGGGACUUAAAGCCCAGUAAUAUAGUAGUAAAAUCAGACUGCACUUUGAAGAUUCUUGACUUUGGACUGGCCAGGACUGCAGGAACUAGUUUUAUGAUGACACCUUACGUAGUGACUCGCUACUACAGAGCACCUGAGGUCAUCCUAGGCAUGGGCUACAAAGAAAACGUUGACAUUUGGUCAGUUGGGUGCAUCAUGGGAGAAAUGAUCAAAGGUGGUGUUUUGUUCCCAGGUACAGAUCAUAUUGAUCAGUGGAAUAAAGUUAUCGAACAGCUUGGAACACCAUGUCCUGAAUUCAUGAAGAAACUACAGCCAACAGUAAGGACUUAUGUCGAAAACAGACCUAAAUAUGCUGGAUAUAGCUUUGAGAAACUCUUCCCUGAUGUCCUUUUCCCAGCUGACUCAGAACACAACAAACUUAAAGCCAGUCAGGCAAGGGAUUUAUUAUCCAAAAUGCUGGUGAUUGACGCGUCUAAAAGGAUCUCUGUGGAUGAAGCGCUCCAGCACCCGUAUAUCAAUGUCUGGUAUGACCCUUCGGAAGCAGAAGCUCCACCACCAAAGAUACCUGACAAGCAGUUAGAUGAAAGGGAACACACGAUAGAAGAGUGGAAAGAAUUGAUAUACAAGGAAGUUAUGGACUUGGAGGAGAGAACCAAGAAUGGAGUUAUACGGGGGCAGCCCUCUCCUUUAGGUGCAGCAGUGAUCAAUGGCUCUCAGCAUCCAUCGUCAUCAUCGUCUGUCAAUGAUGUGUCUUCAAUGUCGACAGAUCCAACUUUGGCCUCGGAUACAGACAGCAGUCUUGAAGCAUCUGCUGGACCUCUGGGCUGCUGUAGAUGACUACUUGGGCCUUGGGGGGUGGGAGGGGUGGGGAGUCGUUUAGUCAUUGAUAGAACUUCUUUGAAAACAAUUCAGUGGUCUUAUUUUUGAGUGAUUUUUCAAAAAUGUAGAAUUCAUUUUGUAGUAAAUAGUUUAUUUUUUUUUAAUUUCAAGUGAUGUAAUUUAAAACUUAAGUUGUGUUUUAAAACAAAACUGUAUUGUAUUUUUGCUGUAAUUAACUGUAUAAUGUAAACCUAAUUAUUUUAUCAUGGUUUAAAAUUUUUGCAUAUUUGCUUUAUCUUAUGCUGCUGAUUUUUUUUUUUACUGAAUUUGUAAGAUUUUGUUUAUCAAAGCAACUAUUAUGUGGUGACUUGCCUAUAUCAUGAAUUAUUUAAGAUUUUUAUAGUUUUUUUAUUAGAAUUUAUUUCAGAUGUUUUGUUCAUGAUGCUAUCCUUCAGGGUUAUGUGCUUAUCAAUGAAAUAACCCCAGAGGAGUGAGGGAAAAUAACCUAUAGCCAGUUAUAUUCAGGAAUAACUACUGUAAAUGAUGAACGUGUUAAAAAACCUCCAAUAUUUGCUACUUGCCAAUCCUAAUUUAGUUAUAACAAUUAGUAGGUAAUCCUACCUGAAUUUUGGCAAAGCCCCAUCGUCUAAAUGGCAGAAUAACUCAGAGCAUGUCUUUGAGGAUGCUGGGUGUCUACCACCACCCUCCCAUCCCCCCCACAAAAAAAGUAAAGUAAAAACAAUCUGGUGUUUUCUGCAGUUUGUGGCAUGCUCAAAGCUUACGAUCACAUAAGGUCAAGAGGAUUCUUCAUGAAUAAUACAUUUCAAUGCAAAUAAACAGAUGGUUCACUUCUACUA